AUGGUUCGAUGCAAUUUAGAUAAUGUUACGUGUUCAAUUCCACAAACAAUUUGUGUUAGUGGUACACGAUGUCAACAACCGGCUUGUUACCCAAUGCCAUUGGCUAAUAUUCAAAUAUGUCCACCAAGUACUCAGUCUAUAAUUCUUGUAGCGUCAUCAACAAGAGUUCCAAACACAACAGCUGCUUGGAAUGCAACGACUACAUCGGUAGCGAGAGCUACAAAUUCGACGGCUUCAGCGAGAGUAACAACACCAAUUACGACCACAUGGUCACCUACUGGUAACAUGAAUAUUUUUCGAUUUAAGCAUACAGAAUCUGUAUUACAUAAUGGAAAAGUGUUAGUUGCUGGUGGAGCUACUACAUCUUAUGAUCAAAGUAGUGCUGAGUUGUAUGAUCCAUCGACAGGAAAUUGGACAAUCACUGGUAGUAUGCAUGAUGCACGAUUUGGACAUACUGCAUCCGUGUUAACAAAUGGAAAAGUGCUAGUUACUGGUGGAGCAAGCACUUCUCCUAAUACGAAUUAUCUAAAUAGUGCUGAAUUGUAUGAUCCAGUAACAGGAAUUUGGACAACUACUGGAAGCAUGAAUAAUGCACGAUAUGAGCAUACGGCAUCCGUAUUAACAAAUAGAAAAGUGUUAGUCACUGGUGGAUAUUCGUAG
Molecule: messenger RNA, 660 nt
Organism: Rotaria sp. Silwood1
Lineage: Eukaryota; Metazoa; Rotifera; Eurotatoria; Philodinida; Philodinidae
Source: the annotation of a GenBank genome assembly